AACUGUGAAUCAAUAGUGACUAAACUAUAAAAUAUAAAAGUAUAGCUGUGAAAGUACGAAAACUAAAAUCUUCUUUGUAGUUAAUUUGUUUUAGAAAAAAAAAGAUAAACCAGCCAGUUACAUUUACGUUUACAUAUGUGUUUAAAUGUAAAACAACUAUUUAACAGUAGAACAUCAACUUCCAAUGAAUUUUGCGGCGGACGAACUAUGGCAAUAAUAUGUCAACCUGACAGGAUGGAUUCCUACUCAUAACCUGGGUGAUCAAAGGCCUAACCGGGUGUUCUAAAACACUAGAACACCAUCAACCAUUUGAGUUUGUAAAUGUAAAGCAACAUUGGAAACAAAGAAAGAUCAAAGUCAACCAACAAGUAGUAUUUAAAACAAAUCAACUUUCACAAAGAGAGAUAAAUGUACUUAACAAAGUCAACCAACAACUAUUUAACACAGUCAACCAAAAGACGAUGACAGAAAACAUAGUCAACCAAAAUAUGUAAAGUUGGAGUAAAUCGGAUCACAAAAUGCCAACUUUGGACUUGAUCGGAUCACAAAAUGCCAUGAGCGCACCUUCAAUCUAUCUAUACAACAACAAGCAUUCUCUUCAUCCCGAGAAAAAUUUCGAAAAACGGUAACAACAUCAUUUUUAUUUACACCUGCGUAAACAACAACGUAAUCGCCCGUAUUGCCAUAAAAAACCCUUAAGCCUCUCCUUAACCCGACAGGAGUAGUCGGAGACAUGUUAUCAAACUGGAGUCUUCGAACCGAUCCGUCCACAAAUUGAUCAACAACAAACCCCUUCCGACUCCUGCGAAUACGAGGACCAUACCCCAAACCCCAACGAGAUGAAGUAUCACGUCACCCGCUACGGCUACGUUUCUCCUCUGUAAGAUCCCGCGAAUCCUAUGGGUUUCAACCGGGUGGCCAUCUUCAUGUUAAACUAAAACGACACCAAGAUUGUGGUCAGGGUUGUUACGAGGCAGCGUUCGAAGGUGAGUAAACCUCAUGAUUAUGCCACGGUGGGCGACAUUGUACGCUUCACAAAAGUUCGAUCGAAAAAUAGACUCUGGAGGGAUCUGCAACUGGACCGUGUUUGUAUGAGAUCUGACAACUGUGAUUUAACUAAAAUCUUAGAGAUUAGAUGGUUUGGUAGAUUCAUGAGUAAAAAGGGUUCGUUUUCCAUUGCUGAAACCCUAGUUGCUUGAAACCACGUAAAAAGAGAAAGGAAACUUAUUAAGUGGAAAUGAGAUGGUAAAAAUAAGGUAAAGAUGUGAAGACAAAGGUGGAAGAUGAUAGAUCAGGGUCAGGUGUCUGUAAAAACAUUACAAUGGAGGAAGAUAAAAGAAGUUGGGUGUUUGGGAAUUGAUUUUAAUAAAAGGAAAUGCUUUUUCUGGUUGGUUCCCCCUCGGGCUCCACUUUCAAAGUUUGAAGAGAUCGUCGAGUAAGUGGUUUCUUUUAAAAUUCUAGAAAUGAUAAUGAAUCUCGAAGUGGGUCAGUUUGGUUAUUCUAAACUGUAUUGUUUUUAACAGGAAGUUUAGAGAGGCUGUGAAGAUAAAACUACCGUUUGAGAUCGUACUAUUGCAGUACGUGUCUGUUUACUAUAUGAUAAUAAUAAUUGCAUUCUUCUUUUUACACAAUUAAACUCAAGUCCCUUCUUGGUUUAGAUGAAUUAGUUCAUUAACGGGUUUAUACUCACAAGGCUUAGGUGCCAAUUGCUAUCGACGUUCAAGACGAACCACAAUGCACUUCGUUACCUCGGACAAUUAAAUCCUAACACAAGACAAGGCAUAAAUACGCAUAUUCAUUUCACAACGUCAAAUUUCAUAUCCCAUUCGACAAUUUGCAAAUUCAAUACAAACGUAAGACAAUCAUCCAAUGUUUCAAAUGCAAUUCAAAUUGUCACAAACCAAGUAUCAAACAAAUAAUAAACCCUAAACCUUACAAAAGUCUACACCGGGGUGAAACCGAGGUGAUUAGCCGCUCAUGGUCAAAAAGACGUGAUCACCGGAUGAUAGAAACUUGAGCUUGAACAUCUUGAAGCUUGAAUGUGAUGGAUAUGGUGGGUUAGGGUUUGUAAUGAAUGGUGAAGGUGAAUGGGUGGAUGGAUCAAUGAUAUGAUUAGGGUUAUGGUGAAGAUGAUGAUUGAUUUAGUUGAUCAUUUGAUGAUUGAUUUAGGAAUGAAAAUGGUUGGUGAAAGGGCUCCAAGAACUUGUUUCAAACUCAAAACUGAUGUGUAACUCCCGUUUGAUGGGUCAAAAGUUGUUUUAAUUCGUCCAAGAUCAAGAAAAAACGAAAAUUCGCGUCAUGGCCCAAAUGAAGCCGUCGCCGACGGCCUGUUAUGGCAUCGGCGACGCACCGUCUUUGUGUGAUUCUCCGGGGACACACUAAUCCGUUGUUUACAACGUUUUGGGGCGACGGCGAUAUUCAAAAGGUGUCGCCGAAGGCCAGGAGUGGCGUCGACGACGGUAUCAGCAUCUAUCACUUACUGUUUUUCCCAAUCCUUGAUCCCGGUUGACCCGUUUCGCGUCAUGGUGGUCCGUUUUUCACCCCGGUGGCCCGUAAAGCUCCCAAAUGGCUCAUUUCAUUAAACCUGCAAAACACAAUUUUUAAUCAAACGUAGGCUAUUCGGAAUUAAAAACUAUGUAAAAACAUCAAUUUAAGCAAAUACGAACACCGGUUUUCGAACACGUAUCAAUGUUUUCGGGCCGAUUCCGUAAUGUAUCGUCUGUGGGUCCAUCUUCUUUCACAAUCUUUAAUAAUAAUCAUGUUUUGGGUUGGCAAUCUUGACAAGAAGGGACUCGAAUGUAAUUGUGUAAAAAGAAGAAUACAAUUAAAAUCCAUUCCCAAACACCCAGCUUCUUCUAUCUUCCUCCAUUGUAAUGUUUUACAGUCACCUUACCUUGAUCUGUCAUCUUCCACCUUUGUCUUCACAUCUUUACGUUAUUUUCCCUAUCUCCUUUCCACUUAAUUAGUUUCCUUUCUCUUUUUUACGUGGUUUCAAGCAACUAGGGUUUCAACAAUGGAAAACAAACCCUUCUUACUCAUGAAUCUACCAAACCAUCUUAUCUCUAAGGUUUUAGUUAAAUCACACUUGUCAGAUCUUGUACAAACACGGUCCAGUUGCAGGUCCCCCCGGAGUCUACUUUUCGAUCGAACUUUUCGUGAAGCGUACAAUGUCGCCCACCGUGGCACCAUCAUGAGGUAUACUCACCUUCGAACGCUGCCCCGUAACAACCCUUUCCACAAUCUUGGUGUCGUUUUAGUUGAGCAUGAAGAUGACCACCCGGUAGAAACCCUUAGGAUUCGCGGGAUCUUACAGCAGAGAAACGUAGCCAUAGCAGGUGACAUGAUGCUUCAUCUCGUUGGGGUUUGGGGUAUUGUCCUCGUAUUCGCAGGAGUCAGAAGGGGUUUGUUGUUGAUCAAUUUGUGGGACGGACCGGUUCGAAGACUCCAGUUUGAUAACAUGUCUCUGACUACUCCUGCCGAGUUGAGGAGAGGGUUAAGGGUUUUUUAUGGCAAUACGGGCGAGUACGUUGUUGUUUACGCGGAUGUAAAUAUAAAUAUAAAUGGUACUGUUACCGUUUUCCGGAAUUUUUCUCAGGAUGAAGAGAAUACUUGUUAUGUGUGCAACUUGGUUAAUAAUCUUGAACCUUUAAAAAUGAUGGAUCCAGGCAGAUUGGUAGUUCCAUUUUAUUCUCCACCGAUUCGAACCGUCAUAUUCUACCAUGAUGGACUACGUGUCUUUGUCAUAGGUCCCCCUAUGUUGGUUCACCCUCCUAAUCCGCCCUUACCACCCGGGAUGGAGCCCGAUGUUACCUUGCUUCACUCGGUAGUUGGCUACACUGCGAUAAUUGAUUUGGUUUUUAGCCAGGAUGAAGAGACUUAUGGGUUAAGGAGAGUAUGCCUCUACGAGUUGAGGGAAGACUUGAGUUCAUGGAGACUGAUUUCUAUAGUCCCUCCUUCUAUGUUGCCAUGAUGUUCCGAUACAAUACAACAAUGCAAACGUGGACCGUCGAAACAAGAUAUAGAUUGAAGGUGCGCUCAUGGCAUUUUGUGAUCCGAUCAAAGUCCAAAGUUGGCAUUUUGUGAUCCGAUCAACUCCAACUUUACAUAUUUUGGUUGACUAUGUUUUCUGUCAUUGUCUUUUGGUUGGCUGUGUUAAAUAAUUGUUGGUUGACUUUGUUAAGUACAUUUAUCUCUCUUUGUGAAGGUUGAUUUGUGUUAAAUACUACUUGUUGGUUGACUUUGA
Helianthus annuus (common sunflower) is the source of this 4243-nucleotide messenger RNA. RefSeq lists its product as uncharacterized. The coding region runs from base 3014 to 3970 and encodes 318 amino acids. Gene Ontology annotation, molecular function: protein binding. Lineage: Eukaryota; Viridiplantae; Streptophyta; Magnoliopsida; Asterales; Asteraceae. The transcript is spliced from 2 exons. The record is from RefSeq and is a predicted model, not a curated record.